Lontra canadensis (Northern American river otter) is the source of this 2836-nucleotide messenger RNA. RefSeq names its product E74 like ETS transcription factor 1 (gene ELF1). The record is from RefSeq and is a predicted model, not a curated record. Gene Ontology annotation, molecular function: sequence-specific DNA binding; DNA-binding transcription factor activity, RNA polymerase II-specific. Gene Ontology annotation, biological process: regulation of transcription by RNA polymerase II; cell differentiation. Gene Ontology annotation, cellular component: nucleus. Lineage: Eukaryota; Metazoa; Chordata; Mammalia; Carnivora; Mustelidae. Bases 443 to 2299 code for a protein of 618 amino acids. The transcript has 10 exons.
UGACUCAUAGGCUGAAGCACAGACACCACUUCCCCAAUCUACAGGAGCCAUUUUAACAGCAUAAAACUUGCCGGAUUGCUUUUUAUUUUCAAGCCCAAAGACAAAAAGAGAACGGGAAUAUUUGAAGGAAAGGCAUAGCAGACAUUUUACCAGUUCAGCUCUGACCAUUGGCUAUCAUCUUUGUUUGCAUCUUGCAGGUUUAAUAAACCUCUGAGCCAAGAAGCUCUAGACAAGAAAAAUUUCAGAAAAAUUGCCUCUGUUUGACUAAAAUACCAGUGAACCAAGAAAAUUUGAAGCGCCAUCCCUAAAGAAAACCUGGUUUACAGUAACUUCACAGACUUAGCUGAGGGUUUUUUACCCAAAUUGGUCACUGGAUUCUGCUGCCUCAUACUUGAACCUGCUUGGAAUUUUUCUCAUGUGGAUCUAAGGGGAAUGCUUUAUUAUGGCUGCUGUUGUCCAACAGAACGACUUAGUAUUUGAAUUUGCUAGUAACGUCAUGGAGGAUGAACAACAGCUUGGUGACCCAGCUAUUUUUCCCGCUGUAAUUGUGGAACAUGUUCCUGGUGCUGACAUUCUCAAUGGUUACGCGGGUCUAGCCUGUGUGGAAGAGCCCAAUGACAUGAUUACUGAGAGCUCCCUGGAUGUCGCUGAGGAAGAGAUCAUAGAUGAUGAGGACGACGACAUCACGCUUACAGUUGAAGCAUCCUGUCCUAAUGGGGAUGAAACGAUCGAAACUAUCGAGGCUGCUGAGGCACUCCUCAAUAUGGAUUCUCCUGGCCCAAUGCUGGAUGAAAAACGAAUAAAUAAUAAUAUAUUUAGUUCAUCUGAAGAUGACAUUGUUGUUGCCCCAAUCACCCAUGUAUCCGUCACAUUAGAUGGGAUUCCUGAAGUGAUGGAGACUCAGCAGGUUCAAGAGACAUAUGCAAACUCACCAGGAGCAUCAUCACCAGAACAACCUAAAAGAAAGAAAGGGAGAAAAACAAAACCUCCACGCCCAGAUUCCCCAGCCACUACACCAAACAUAUAUGUGAAGAAGAAAAACAAAGAUGGUAAGGGAAACACAAUUUAUCUCUGGGAGUUUUUACUGGCACUGCUCCAGGACAAAGCUACUUGUCCUAAAUAUAUCAAAUGGACCCAGCGAGAAAAAGGCAUUUUUAAACUGGUAGAUUCCAAAGCCGUAUCCAGGUUGUGGGGGAAGUACAAAAACAAACCCGACAUGAAUUACGAGACCAUGGGAAGAGCUCUCAGGUACUAUUACCAAAGGGGUAUCCUAGCAAAAGUAGAAGGUCAACGCUUGGUGUAUCAGUUUAAGGAGAUGCCGAAAGAUCUUAUUUAUAUAGACGAUGAGGACCCAGGUUCCAGCAUCGAGUCUGCGGAUCCAUCACUGUCUUCAACAGCCACUUCAAGUAGGAACCAAGCAAGCAGAUCGAGAGUAUCCUCAAGUCCGGGGAUAAAAGGAGGAUCCACUACAGUUCUCAAACCAGGGAAUCCUAAAGCUACAAAACCCAAAGAUCCUGUGGAAGUUGCACAGCCAUCAGAAGUCCUGAGGACAGUGCAGCCCACACCAUCUCCGUACCCCACCCAGCUCUUCCGGACUAUUCAUGUCGUCCAGCCAGUACAGGCUGUCCCAGAAGGAGAAGCAAGCACCACCAGUAGCGUGCAGGACGAAACGUUAAAUUCCUCUGUUCAGAGUAUUAGGACUAUACAGGCUCCAGCCCAAGUUCCAGUGGUCGUGUCUCCUGGGAAUCAACCUUUGCAUACAGUAACACUCCAGACUGUGCCAAUCACAACAGUGAUAGCCAGCACAGAUCCAUCUUCGGGUGCUGGGUCUCAGAAGUUCAUUCUACAAGCCAUUCCAUCAUCACAGCCCAUGACAGUAUUGAAAGAAAAUGUCAUGCUACAGUCCCAGAAGCCGGGCUCCCCUCCUUCCAUUGUCCUGAGCCCUGCACAUGUGCAGCAGGUUCUUACCAGCAACGUCCAGUCCAUCUGCAAUGGCACCGUCACUGUGGCUUCAUCUCCGUCCUUCAGUGCUACGACUCCCGUGGUGACCUUUUCUCCUCGAAGUUCACAACUCGUUGCCCACCCAGCCGGCACUGUCAUCACGUCAGUUAUCAAAGCUCAAGACACAAAAACACUCAUACAGGAAGCGGAGAAAAAGGAAGCCGAAGAUAAUUUGAAAGAAGACAGUGAGAAAACUGAGCAGCCACAGCCUUACGUGAUGGUGGUAUCCAAUUCCAGUGGAUUUACCUCUCAGGUAGCUAUGAAACAAAAUGAAUUGCUGGAACCCAACUCUUUUUAAUAAAUACACCAAAGGAAUUGUGGAUGAUUGUUUUUUAAUUGAACAUUUUCAGUUGCCUGCAAACUCUCUGGUUGAUUCUAAGAGAAAUUCUACAGAUGUUCCUAAUUUUUUAGCUCAUUGUUAAAAAUAUUAAUUUAGAGUUAAUGUUGACUUUGUUAGAUGAGGGAGGGAACCCCAGUGUUCCUCUUUGUUCUCCAAAUGUUUCAGAAUUCAAUUGUGAAGGAACAGGAAUUUUGUACUAUGAAGUCCUUCUUUUCAGAUUUUUUCUCAGUUGCUAUAUCGUAAGCAUUUUUAAAGUUUCUUUUUCAAUUUUUACAUGGUAUUAGCUUUUCUGAUUCUUUUGUAAAUACAGUACUUCAAUAUAAGGCAACAGGAAAUUUAUGUAGGAACUAUUUUCAUUCCAUUUGUGUAAGUUAAAGUCUUGACUCUUUCAAAUGCAAGACACCUGUUUUCUAUUUUGUUAAAAUUAUGAUUUCACUUAGAUUGACGUUAGUUUGGUUGCACUGUAUAAGGCAAUAUGAAUAUGUAAAAAAAAAA